AUGGUCAGCACAAGACUGCAGUGUAUGAAGGUUAUCCAGUGUCAUCUUGUGCCAGCAGAAUUGCAAGGAGAGCUACAUUUUUCAUUUUACAUAUUCCUUAACAGAAGGAACUCCACCAAUGUGCCUGGCUUCAUCCUUGUGGGGCUGACGGACUCUGUAGAGACACAGCUGGUCCUCUCUGUGCUCUUUCUCCUGAUUUACCUGAUCACAGUGCUGGGGAAUGCAGGUAUGAUAUUGAUCAUUUGCUUGGAUCCCCAGCUUCACACCCCCAUGUACUUUUUUCUCACUCACCUGUCAUUUCUUGACCUCAGCUACUCAAGUGUCAUCACACCUAAAACCUUACAGAACCUACUGACUUCCACCAAGAGCAUCUCCUUCCUGAGCUGCUUCACCCAGAUGUUCUUUUUCAUCCUCUUGGCUGCCACUGAAUGUUUCCUUCUCUCCUCAAUGGCCUAUGAUCGCUAUGUAGCUAUCUGUAACCCUCUGCGCUAUCCAGUCAUUAUGUCCACAGGAAUGUGCUGCACCCUGCUUGCUAGCUGCUAUGUUAUUGGCUUUGUGGAUUCCAUUAUGAGUGUGAUUUUCAUGAGCAGACUGCAUUUCUGCAAGUCUAACAUCAUCCAGCACUUUUUCUGUGACUCAUCCCCAAUUUUAGCCCUGUCCUGCAGUGACACAUUUGAGGUUGAAAUCAUUAUAUUCAUUUUUGCUGGAUCAACCAUAGUGCUGUCCCUCAUCAACAUAUCUGGAUCCUAUAUGUCCAUCCUCUCCACUAUCCUGAAAAUUAAUUCCACUGCUGGAAAGAAAAAAGCCUUCUCCACCUGUGCCUCCCAUCUCCUGGGUGUUAUCAUCUUUUACAGCACUACAAUUUUUGCUUACCUAAAACCCAAGUCAUCCUAUUCUUUGGGAAAAGAUCAGGUGGCUUCCGUGUUUUACACAAUUGUGAUCCCCAUGCUGAACCCUCUCAUUUACAGUCUCAGAAACAAAGAGGUGAAAAAUGCUGCUGCUACAUUCCUGCAGAAGAGAGAGGGCUGCAGGCAGUUAAUAUCACAGCGGUGCUAA
This is a messenger RNA of Heterocephalus glaber (naked mole-rat), 1056 nucleotides long. RefSeq names its product olfactory receptor 8H1. The record is from RefSeq and is a predicted model, not a curated record. Gene Ontology annotation, biological process: G protein-coupled receptor signaling pathway. Gene Ontology annotation, molecular function: G protein-coupled receptor activity; olfactory receptor activity. NCBI's taxonomy places the organism in Eukaryota, Metazoa, Chordata, Mammalia, Rodentia, Bathyergidae. Gene Ontology annotation, cellular component: membrane.